CCAACAGCUUCAAAAUUCACGCCCCUUAUAUAAGUGGCUUCAGCUUUGCCAUCUCCUCCUUCUUUAUUAGAUUUAUGUGCGUGUGUGCGCGGGUGAUUUUUCUCUUAUCUAUAUUUCCUUCUUAGUUUUGCUUUCUCUCUAAUAUUUGAAAUACUCGUGAAUUCAUAGACAAGGGAGAGGAAGCAAAAGUGAAAAAAGAUCAAUGCCAAGUAGUAGAGAUGUUGGAACAGAGGAAGCAAAAGUUCCAUUGUUGGAAGACUCGGCUUCAAUCGAGCCGAUUAAAGAAGAACAAAGAAGGGAAUGGAAAGAAGAUGAAGCUCUUUCAACGAGAGUGUGGAAUGAAUCAAAGAAUCUGUGGCAAAUAGUUGGACCAGGAAUCUUUAGUCGGGUUUCCACCUACUCCAUGUUUGUCAUCAGCCAAGCUUUUGCUGGCCAUCUUGGAGAUCUUGAACUCGCUGCUAUGUCCAUUGCUUCCAAUGUCAUACUCGGUUUCGAUAUUGGUCUUAUGUUGGGGAUGGCAAGCGCUUUGGAGACGCUAUGUGGCCAAGCCUUUGGUGCCAAAAAGUACUACAUGUUGGGUGUAUACAUGCAGCGUUCAUGGAUUGUUCUCAUCCUUUGCGCUGUUGUGCUUUUGCCGAUAUUAAUCUUAGCCACUCCGAUCCUAAAGCUUCUGGGACAGCCUUCAGAUGUAGCAGAACUAUCAGGGCAAGUUGCCCUGUAUUUUAUACCGCUUCACUUCUGCUUCGCGGUUCAGUUUCCGAUUCAGAGAUUCUUGCAGAGUCAGGUGAAGAACAGAGUGAUUGCUUGGACAGCACUGCUAGUGCUGGUGGUGCAUGUGUUUUUGAGUUGGUUGUUUGUUUAUAAGCUCAAAUAUGGACUGCUUGCCACUAUCCUUAUUUUGAACUUUUCAUGGUGGUUGUUGGUGGUUACUCUUUUGGUUUACAUAUUCUGUGGUGGGUGUCCCUUGACUUGGACUGGAUUCUCAAUGGAAGCUUUUUCAGGUCUCUGGGAUUUUCUCAAACUCUCUGCUGCUUCUGGGGUCAUGCUCUGCUUAGAGAAUUGGUAUUACAGAAUAUUGAUAGUAAUGACUGGCAAUCUAGAGAAUGCAAAGAUUGAAGUGGAUGCUUUGUCCAUUUGUAUGAGCAUCAAUGGUUGGGAGAUGAUGAUUCCUCUGGGGUUUUUUGCUGGAACCGGAGUGAGAGUCGCAAAUGAGCUUGGAGCAGGAAAUGGGAGAGGAGCGAAAUUUGCUGUAAUAGUUUCAGUAACAACAUCCAUUAUAAUUGGGCUAUUCUUUUGGCUACUGAUUAUGAUAUUCCAUAAUGAGCUUGCCUUGAUAUUUUCAACAAGCAAACCUGUUUUGAAAGAAGUAAGCAAAUUGGCUAUUCUCUUAGCCUUCACAGUUUUGCUUAACAGUGUUCAACCUAUUCUUUCUGGAGUGGCUGUCGGAUCUGGAUGGCAAUCUUAUGUGGCGUACAUAAAUUUGGGUUGCUAUUAUUUAAUUAGAUUACCGCUUGGCUAUUUUAUGGGUUGGAGCUUUCACACAGGAGUCAAGGGAAUUUGGGCUGGCAUGAUAUUUGGUGGGACAGCAGUUCAGACGGUGAUAUUGGCCAUUAUAACCAUGAGAUGUGAAUGGGAAAAAGAGGCAGAGAAAGCAAAUGUACGUGUGAGAAAGUGGUCAACAAGGAUGCAAGAACACUGAUAUUCUGUUUAUUUUACAUUUUUCUUUAUUGUGAUUUGGUUUGAGUCAGGUGGUGAUCCAUUAUUUGGCUUUACGUGUUUCCAUUUGUAGAUGAGUUCGUUUGUACAUCAUUUCUCAUAAUAAUAUAAAAAAACAGUUUGUCA
Messenger RNA from Ziziphus jujuba (common jujube), 1842 nucleotides. RefSeq names its product protein DETOXIFICATION 27. Gene Ontology annotation, cellular component: membrane. The record is from RefSeq and is a predicted model, not a curated record. The coding region runs from base 203 to 1699 and encodes 498 amino acids. Lineage: Eukaryota; Viridiplantae; Streptophyta; Magnoliopsida; Rosales; Rhamnaceae. The transcript has 8 exons. Gene Ontology annotation, biological process: xenobiotic detoxification by transmembrane export across the plasma membrane. Gene Ontology annotation, molecular function: antiporter activity; xenobiotic transmembrane transporter activity.